AGCUUGAGACCCAAGAUGAAGGCAGAGAAGGAGGCUCCUUCAAAAGCUAAAAUAAUUUCUCUGAUUUUAUUGCUCAUGUGUCUCGUUUCCUUCAAUUCAGGUGGAGUGCUGGCAGUGAAUAUGACUAUCCCCAGCACUCUCAUUAGAGGUGCAGUAGGGGGGGAGGCCCUGCUGUCCGUCCGCUACACCAGCUUCAGCCUUGACCUGCCGGUCAUCAAGUGGCAGCUCAAGAGGGAAAAGUCCGUCACUGUUGUCCAGUCGAUUGGAACCGACAUCAUUGGGACUCUGAGGCCUGAGUAUCGCGAUCGCAUCCUGGUAUUUGAGAAUGGGACUCUGCUUCUCCACAACCUCAGACUCUCUGAUGAUGGAACCUACGACGUGGAAAUCUCCAUCACAGAUGAUACCUUUACAGGAGAGGGCAGCAUCACGCUCACUGUGGAUGAGUCUAUAUCCAGGCCUUAUAUUGACAUGGAGUCGGCAUCAGUAUUGGAGCUCAGCCAAAACGUCGUUCUCAAUUGCUCCCAUGACAAUGGAACUAGGACUACAUACAGGUGGUUCAAAGGUGGAAAACCACUGACCAAUGUGACGAGGUUCGUGUUGUCAUCUGACCAGAAGCUCUUGACCAUAACACGGGUGUUGAUGGCAGAUGACGACAUCUACAGCUGCACAGUGGAGAAUCCUGUGGGCAAUAUGACAAGCUUGCCUAUGAGACUGACUGUUUACAGAAGAAGUUCCCUCUAUAUCAUCCUCUCCACUGGGGGCAUCUUCCUCCUCAUCACUUUGGUAACAAUAUGUGCCUGCUGGACGCCUUCCAAAAAAAAAAAAAAACAUCCAGCCAGAAAGCCUCUCUCCAGGUUACAUGACCACUCUGACCACUCACCAAUCAAUCACACAGAUGGUGGGCUUCCAAAACGGACAGAGCACAAUGGAGUAAAUGCUGUAACUUCUCUUUACAUCCUGCAACAAAAGGAUCCCUCCAUGGAUGACUCGUCCAGCAACAGUAUUGGAUCUCCUUCCGAGCUGGAGAACCCGCCAUGCUACAACAGCUGCCCUGACUACAACGGUUUUCUCCCCCAUUCUAAUGGCUCCCCUGCCCACUCCUCCCAUAGGUAUACCUGA
Molecule: messenger RNA, 1119 nt
Organism: Centropristis striata (black sea bass)
Lineage: Eukaryota; Metazoa; Chordata; Actinopteri; Perciformes; Serranidae
Product: hepatic and glial cell adhesion molecule-like
Exons: 7
Coding region: 16-1119 (367 amino acids)
Source: RefSeq, a predicted model, not a curated record